Messenger RNA from Ixodes scapularis (black-legged tick), 1252 nucleotides. RefSeq lists its product as uncharacterized. Bases 1 to 891 code for a protein of 296 amino acids. The transcript has 5 exons. The record is from RefSeq and is a predicted model, not a curated record. Lineage: Eukaryota; Metazoa; Arthropoda; Arachnida; Ixodida; Ixodidae.
AUGGAGCUGGAAGGCCUCAAGAGGUCCCUCAGCAUUUUUGAGGCCCACUCGUUGAUUGUGGCCAUCCUGGUAACCGACCGGCAUCCCCAGCUCAAUGCUUGGCUGGGACGAGAACACCCAGAUAUCUGCCACCUUUUUGAUUGCUGGCAUGUGGGGAAGGGCAUCAAGAGAAAGCUGGCUGCAGCUGCCAAGUCACGGCAUUUAGAGGAGCUCGGGUCUUGGACAAGGGCAGUGGUGAACCAUCUGUACUGGUGUGCUGGGUCAAGUGUCGACAACCAGGACCUCAUCCUGCCAAAAUGGAAGUCUCUGGUGGCACACGUAGUGGGUGUGCAUACCCACGCUGACCCUCUCUUCCCAGAGUGUGAGCAUGAGGAGCUAGAGAAAAAGUGGCUAGCAGAAGGGUCCCCUGCGCACCAGAAGCUGGAGGAGAUCGUGCUCUCCACUCACCUGCUUCGCGACAUUCCUCGACUGUCCACAUCGGCGCAGACAUUUGCAACAGAGUGCUUUCAUAGUACUCUGUUGCAGGUUGCGCCGAAGCAGGUCCACUUCAGCUUCCGAAGCAUGAAGGCCAGGACCUACCUCGCUGCCCUCCAUUACAACGAAAAUGCGGGAAGGCCCCAAGCGGUGACCAAGAAAGGAGAGAAGAUGUGGGUCAUCAAGUAUCCAAAAGCAAAGAAAGGACCCACUGUUGCUAAGCGCAAGACUGACUGCACCUAUGAGUAUGUGGGGGAGCUCAUGGCAGUUGUGCUGCACCUCUGCUCAACGCUGCCAUCCUACAAGGCUGCAGCUGCCCUCUGCAACCAGGAUGCACCUCCAUUUCUUUCUAGUGCGUAUCAGCAUGGAGAUAAACAGGCAUUGGUGCAACAGCACUGCUCUAGGUUUACUCGGUAGUCUGAUGUAGGCCAAGGUUCCACUUGCUUGAUGCAGCUUCUUGCGCUACGCUCCAGCUUUUUCACUUCACCGUGUUUGACCGUUCGGAAAACCUCAGCAAGAAUGGGAUCCACUGCUGUGUUGUCGGCCAGUUCCUUUUCAGUCAUGGGAGGUUUCGUCGGGGCUUCUAACAUCAGUACGUUGCCUGAAGGAUGUUGCUCAUUGUCAGUCUCGGGCAAUGGUAGUCUGCCUAAAGCAUCAGCGUUUUAAUUUCGCUUUCCUGGUCUAGAGAUUAGGUUAUAAUCAUAGGCUCCCAGCUUAACACACCAGCAUGUCCUACUUGGUGAAAGCACAGUCGGUACUGGGGACUCCUGUCCUAUGA